Molecule: messenger RNA, 807 nt
Organism: Cladophialophora yegresii CBS 114405
Lineage: Eukaryota; Fungi; Ascomycota; Eurotiomycetes; Chaetothyriales; Herpotrichiellaceae
Product: pyridoxamine 5'-phosphate oxidase
Exons: 1
Coding region: 1-807 (268 amino acids)
Biological process (GO): pyridoxine biosynthetic process
Molecular function (GO): FMN binding; pyridoxamine phosphate oxidase activity
Source: RefSeq, a predicted model, not a curated record
AUGCCACAUCGCGAAGAGGAGCUCCGUCCAACUCAUAUAUGUCCAGUCGCACCGGGCGCGCCACCAUCGGACCCGACCGAAGAACCAAAGCCCUCACAAGCCGCUCAAUUCACACACGGCACGCUCACGCGCUCUCAGCUGGACGCCAACCCCUUCGUCCAGUUCCACAGAUGGUUCUCCGAGCCGUCACUCGCACAGACAGUCCCGGAAACCGUAACGCUUAGUACGGCAAGUCUACCUUCUGGCCGGGUCUCUUCGCGCAUGGUGUACCUCAAGGAACUCGACAGCCGGGGUUUCGUCAUUUACUCCAACUUCGGCACGUCUCGCAAGUCCAGGGACCUGGCAAGCAACAAGUUCGCGAGUCUUUGCUUCUGGUGGAAGACCAUGGAGAGGCAGGUCCGCGUGGAGGGGGUGGCCGAACGGUUGAGUGCCGAGGAGAGCCAGGUCUACUUUGACACGAGGGCGAGGGGCAGCCGGAUUGGAGCCUGGGCUAGUCAGCAGACGAGUGUGCUGGAGCCGGCCAGGAAGGCAGAGGGAAGCCAGACAAGUGAAGGUGAAGGAGAAGCAGAGGAUGAUGGUAGAGCAGAGCUUGAGACCCGUGUCAGGGAGAUAGAAGCGCGAUUUCAGGGACAGGAGCAUAUCCCUGUGCCGCCGUUCUGGGGUGGUUUGAGAAUCAUACCCGAGACAAUUGAGUUCUGGCAAGGCAGGGAGAGCAGACUGCAUGAUCGUUUUGUGUACACCAGGAUAAAUGGAGAUGUUGGGCAAGGCGGCGAAGCGAAGUGGAAAAUUGAGAGGUUGAGCCCUUAA